UAUAAAAAUCCCAGAUUAUCAUAGCAAAUUAAACAGAGUUAAGUAGAAAAAACUAAAAGAACAUGUACCCUCCGGCCCUGCGCUGGUGACCAUAUAUGAGUACAAUCUCACUCUCCGACUACACAUAACAAAAAGAUCCUCCAUGAAUAUCCUCAAGCUUCACCACGCGAACCACUAUACUCCCAAACUUCCUCGACUUUCCGAAACUACUCUUCAUCCACGCACAUUAAAUAUCUGCCCGACUCGGUUUCUUUCUCCAUCACGUGAUUCUAAGACAGACAAUUCCUGCAGUUUCACUAAUUUCAGGUUCAGUUAUCCCAGGGCAUGGACUGCCCAGAGUCCAAAUUGGAGCAGCAAAGAAGAACUAAACUGCUCGGGGGAUGCUGAGGAGUAUGAUUACUUGGCGAAAGAUGGUGCCGUUUUCCAGAAGACUCUCAGGCUUGUAGAGACUGCCAUGUUCGCUGCUGUUUCUGGGUUAGCUUAUCUAUUGAGCAAUUCUCUUGCAAUUGAGAAUUACUUUGGAUGUUUUUUUGCACUACCCAUAGUAAUAUCUUCCAUGAGAUGGGGUGUUGCAGCAGGAAGAAAAACCAUGGUGGCAACUUUUGUGCUAUUGUUUGUGCUGUCUGGACCCGUGAAAGCAGUUAACUAUGUGCUAAUGCAUGGUUUACUUGGUUUUACUAUGGGUUCUUUAUGGAGGUUUCGCACUAGUUGGAUGCAAUCAAUCUUCUUUUGUGCAAUUGCUCGGGCAAUAGGUGCUCUAGGGUAUGUGCUAUUGACUUCAUUUUUAAUAAGGGAAAACAUACUCCAACUGAUUACCCUAAAUAUCCAUGCUUCCCUCUCAUACAUUCUCACAUCCAUAGGAAGCAAUUCAAUUCCAACAAUGGAUGUCAUAUACACUAUUUUUGGGACUGUGCUUAUUAUCAACUCCACUUUCUUUGUGUUAUUGCUACACAUUCUGUACGCGAUCUUCUUUACCAAGUUCGGAAUGAAGGCUUCAUUGAGACUCCCAAAAUGGGUGGACGUUGCAAUAUAAUAGGGCAUCAGAAGAGUAGAUAAGAGAUUCAUAUGCACAAACCUGAGAAUGAAGCCUUGUUUUUAUGGGGGUGUGAGGGUGUCUAAUUUGCUGUCUAAUGACAAAACUUCAAGUAAAUAAGGGUUAUGAAGCCACUGAAGCAAAAGUAUUUGAUGCAUGCUGCAUUGAUAUUAUUAAUUAACCCUGUCUGUAAGUGAUGGGGUGCCUUCAAAAUCGUGACAAGUACUAGGUAGCCACACUGAUGGGUUGGUGUAAGCAAAUCGGCUGGUGGGUUCACUGAUGGGCGAUGCCCAAAGUGAGCAAUGAGGUGGCUGACGCCAUUUGGGGCUGAGCAGGGGGGAGGGCUGGUCCCAGGGGUAACUUUUAUUUCUGUAUUAUGGGGGUGUUUGGAACUGAUUCUGCUUCUGCUUCUUUUUUAAAAGCAUAAGCAGAAUCAGAAUCAGUUUUCAGAAGCUGGUACCCCCCAGCUUCUAAAAAAACUGAUUCUGAGAGUAAAUUAGAGCUCCAGAAGUGCUUCUGGAAUUUCACCCAAACACUCCAGCUUCUGCUUCUGCUCCCUGAAGGAGCAGAAUCAGUUUUGAGAAUCAGAUCCAAACACCCCCUAUCAUUUCAUUAUAUAAUAUAAAGUAACGGUCGCUGCACCACAACUGGAGGGAAAAAUCCCGCCCAUUUCAAGGGGCAUAAUUGGAAAUCCUUAUGCAAAGUUCUAAAAUGCCGCCUAUGUUACUAAGUACUCUGUAUAAAUUGUGCAAAGUAUUGCUACCAUUUUUAGUCUUUUAGUCCCUG
Molecule: messenger RNA, 1819 nt
Organism: Cuscuta epithymum
Lineage: Eukaryota; Viridiplantae; Streptophyta; Magnoliopsida; Solanales; Convolvulaceae
Source: the annotation of a GenBank genome assembly